Molecule: messenger RNA, 1245 nt
Organism: Aspergillus viridinutans
Lineage: Eukaryota; Fungi; Ascomycota; Eurotiomycetes; Eurotiales; Aspergillaceae
Exons: 5
Coding region: 1-1245 (414 amino acids)
Biological process (GO): glycolipid biosynthetic process
Cellular component (GO): lipid droplet; plasma membrane; mitochondrion
Source: RefSeq, a predicted model, not a curated record
AUGGAAUCCGACAAGGAGUUCGACUUGGUCCUUGUUGGUCCUACGGGUUACACUGGGAGACUUUGCGCAGAGCAUAUUUCCAAGAACUUGCCGACGAACCUGAAAUGGGCUCUAGCAGGUCGCUCUGUGCAGAAGAUUGAGGACAUCUUAAAGGAGCUCAAGACUCUCAAUCCUGACCGCACCGCGCCAGAGAUUCUGGCUGUGCAGCUAAAUCGGCAAGAACUCGACCCUCUUGUCCAGAGGACCAAAGUAAUAAUCAAUUGCGUUGGCCCAUACCACCUGUACAGCACUCCUGUUGUCGAAGCGUGCGCUAAUCAUGGAACUCAUUAUGUGGACGCCACUGGAGAAACACCCUGGGUUAGGCAAAUAAUCCAGAAGUAUCACGAAGUUGCGAAGUCUAACGGAGCUAUCAUUAUCCCAUCUGUCGGUGUUGAAAGCGCCCCAGCAGAUAUCUUAGCCUGGUCUCUUGUUAAACGAGUUCGGGAGGAUCUGUCCUGUGAUACAAAAGAGGUAACUAGUGCAAUUGAGGAGAUGAAGAGCUCCGGACCAAGCGGUGGCACCCUGAAUACGAUCCUCACAAUCUUCGACUCCCUUUCCUUCUCCGACAUCCUUAAAUCCACCGACCCCUUCGCUUUGGCCGCCUCCGCGCCCCCCAAGAAUGUCCCCAGCGAGCCACUCGUAGACAAGAUCCUAGGAGUUAGGUCCGUUCGGGACUUGGGUACUCUCACCACAUCGCCAUCAGCUAUAGCAGACAUCACCAUCGUGCACCGCAGCAGUACCCUGAUGCCGAAAUUCUACGGGCCACGCUUCUAUUUCCGGCAAUUCAUCCGAGUUAGAAAUGCGCUUGUCGGCGUGCUCUUUCAUUUUGCCUUCAUCGUCGGCUUGGGUCUUCUGAUACUCCCUCCCGUUCGCUCGCUGGUGCGGAAGGUCGUCUACGCCGCAGGUCAGGGGCCACGCAAGGAAGAUUCAGUCAAUGACCGCGUCGAGUACCGUGCAGUAGCGACGGCUGAUCAAAAGACCGCUGCACCGCAGCGUGUCUUCGGCAAAUUCAAGUAUGAAGGGUCGAUGUAUGCACUGACUGGUUUGCUGCUUGCCGAGGCAGCAAUGGUCAUCUUGGAGGAGACGGAGCGAGUGAAGAAGGUGUCCCGGUGCGGCAUAGUAACGCCAGCAACAUUAGGACAACCGUUUGUUGACCGAUUAGAGAAGGUUGGAUGCCAUGUCGAGACUCAGGUCUUUGACUACUGA